This is a messenger RNA of Eutrema salsugineum, 1873 nucleotides long. Its product is annotated as ubiquitin carboxyl-terminal hydrolase MINDY-1. NCBI's taxonomy places the organism in Eukaryota, Viridiplantae, Streptophyta, Magnoliopsida, Brassicales, Brassicaceae. Gene Ontology annotation, biological process: protein K48-linked deubiquitination. The transcript is spliced from 13 exons. The coding region runs from base 47 to 1873 and encodes 608 amino acids. Gene Ontology annotation, cellular component: cell periphery; cytosol. The record is from RefSeq and is a predicted model, not a curated record. Gene Ontology annotation, molecular function: cysteine-type carboxypeptidase activity; cysteine-type deubiquitinase activity; K48-linked deubiquitinase activity.
GAUUCCUCUCAACCUCCUUCUCGUUCUUCGGAUUUUCCCGCCGAAAAUGACGAAGACGAAUCGGGAAUCGCAGAACGAAACUGGGAAGCGUGUCAUCACUUACAAGACGAAGGAGGUCUAUUUUUUUGGAAGAAAGACGCGAAUCAUUCUCCAGAACGAGAAUGGACCGUGUCCUCUGAUCGCCAUUUGUAAUGUUCUUCUCUUGAGAAACAAGAUGAAACUAUAUGCGAACUGUUUUCAAGUUUCUCAAGAUAAAUUGCUGAGUCUUGUGGCCGACGUCCUGUUUGAGGCCACCAGUGGUGUUGAUAGCUAUGAUGAUGAGUAUAUCAAGAACCUUUCUGAUGCCAUUGAUCUCCUCCAACGCUUUGCAGAUGGCAUUAAUGUCAAUAUAAGAUUCAGGAGUAUUGAUGAUUUUGAGUUAACACCUGAGCUUGCUAUAUUUCAAUCACUGAAGAUUCCCUUAUGUCACGGAUGGAUUGUUGAUAACGAGGAUUUUCAAACUGCUACUGCAAUUGGAUGCAAGUCUUAUAAUGAUCUGAUGACCGGGCUUGUUACCUUGGAGACACAGGCUCGAAGCUGUCAAAUCGAACGCUCUAUCGAUUUUACUGCAACUCUAGAGGUUCCUUCACAACGUUGCUCGAAAACAAGUUCCUUCGCUGACUCUACACCUACAUCUGCAGAGCAUGGUAGAUUGAGAAGGGGAGAUGUUGAAGAAGAAAUAGUGUUGCUUCGAGCCUUGAAAUUAUCUGAAAGAGAAAAGCUUGGUUUUGAUACUUGCAGAGACUCAAGCAGUGGAGGAGAGUCUGUGUCUGAGGAUGACACAUUGCUAGAUUCUGUGGAUACUAUAACCCCUGGCAGUAGUAAUAUCUGUCAUCAGUCCAAAUGUGAUGAUCAAUUUUUUUCUAAGGAAUCAGAAGAUGAGACAGAUUUUGAUGUCGGGGAAGUGGUAUGUUCGGCAACAUCAAUUACGAAGAGCAGUGGAGCUCUUGACCAUGGUCAGUUAUCUUCAACAGAAUUGGGAGAUGAUACGGUUUGUGAGGUUGAGACUGAGAAGAGCAGCAAAACGAAUGCUUUGCAUGUGACAUCUUCUGACACAAUCUCUGCAGAGAAAGCUAAUCUGGAGUCAAUCAAAAUUGACAGCAGUUCUGAGAUUCCACUCAAGUCUGAAGCUGUAACUUCUAUCAAUCCAGAUCUUAGUGGCAGCUCCCAAGAUGAUGACAAACCCCGGUAUGAAGCUGAAUGUGUAAGCUUAGGGUCUCCAGUUAUUGAAGAGAGGGAUACAAAUGGGCUCACAUCAGAAGAUGGUAAACUGAUCAAAAACUUUCUGAGCAAUAAUCUCAGCCAGUUAACUGAUAUUGGAAUCUAUUACUUGCAAGAAGAACUUAUAGAAGGUGAACUUUGUGUCUUCUUCCGCAACAAUCACUUCUACACCAUGCUGAAGCAUGAUAAUGCACUCUAUACCUUGGUUACUGAUGAAGGCUACCUGAACGAGCGAGAUGUGGUUUGGGAGAAAUUAUACCAGGUUAGUGGCGAUUCUGUCUUCGUGAAUGGUGAGUUCAAGGUCUUUAACUGUGACAGUGGCAAAUGGGAUCAACAGAGUGCAGUCAGUAAUACUGCGGAUUAUAUCUUCGGCAUCAACAGUUCAUCAAAAGAAGGCAUGGAGAUUGACCCGGAUCUUAAAAUGGCGAUGGAGCUGCAGCAACAAGAGUUAAGUGGUGGUAGCAUUGAUUUUGAGUGUGUGAUAUCUCUUCAGGUACCAAUACGAAGCAGUCACAUGUCUUCUUCAAUACAAGAAGUGAAAACAGUCCAAAGAUGGCCAAUGUACAGUCAUGUGUAUAGAUCCUCCUCGUGUCUCCUUCUGUGUAGAGUUUAG